Molecule: messenger RNA, 2471 nt
Organism: Lampris incognitus (smalleye Pacific opah)
Lineage: Eukaryota; Metazoa; Chordata; Actinopteri; Lampriformes; Lampridae
Gene: ppp1r1b
Product: protein phosphatase 1, regulatory (inhibitor) subunit 1B
Exons: 5
Coding region: 23-571 (182 amino acids)
Biological process (GO): intracellular signal transduction
Cellular component (GO): cytoplasm
Molecular function (GO): protein phosphatase inhibitor activity
Source: RefSeq, a predicted model, not a curated record
CAGACCCCCAGGAGCCAGAGUCAUGGAGCCCUCUGAGUCGGCUGAGGUCGAGCAGGAGCAGAAGGAGAGGAAAAAGAUCCAAUUUGCCGUUCCGUCCUCUGCACCCACCAACCUGGACCCCCGCCAAGUGGAGAUGAUUCGGCGACGGAGGCCCACGCCUGCAACACUGUUCAGAGUAGCAGACCAGGCGUCUCCUGAGGAUGACCAGUCCACCCACCAGGUAAAGUGGGUCGUGGGAGAGAACGGCGUCCUCAAGCCCAAACGCAUCAAUCCCAACGUGUAUCAACCGCCGUCACUCAAAGCUGUGCAGAAGAUGGCUGAAGCACAUAUGCAGAAGCUAGGGGUGCAUCCUCCUUUGGAAGAUCCUUCUGAAGGGGAGGAGUAUGAGGACAACUGGCAGGGAGAGGAGGAUCAUCAACAAACCACCCCCAUUGACCAGUCAGGGAAGAUUUCCAGUGGAACGGAGACCGCCAGACAGAUCCAAACUGAGGAGUACGAAGAAGAGGAGGAGGAGGAGGAGAGCAAAACUGAAGCAACGACAGAGGAAGAGAACAGUCGGGGGAGUAAUUGAAAGAGAAGGGUGUGCAAGACAAUGGGGGAGGGAGGACUGUAGCAAGAGAGGGUGUUUUCAUAUAAAGGGAUAAAUCUAAAAAGUGCUCUGAACUCGGAGGUGUCGAGAGAGCCGACGCGCUGGUGUGUUUGGGUGCCAGAGCCUGGUAGAGAGACGGACAGUACACAUGAAUGAGAGCUCUGAAUGACAGUAUGCUGUAGAUGCUAAAUUUUGAUGAAAUCAAAUGUGCAAGUGAGAAAGAGAACUGAAUUAUCUGAGCGGAAGUUGGGAGAGGGGGGGAGACAUGGGGAGGUGUACCUAAGGAAGUGGUGAGGAAUGAUCUACUGAUGUACCACACCAUGCACAGCAGACUACCAAUGCCAAAUUACCCCCCCCCCCCUUUGGUCAGUGUGAUGGUGGAAGGAGCCAAGGUCAGCAUCACCCCCCCUCCCCCCGUUGAAACUCGAGCCUUUUCCUCCAAAGUCCUGCAUCCUCUCCCGCCUCCACACACAGUUCCUUGUUCAUUUAGAUGAGCUAAUCAUGACUUGUCAUCAACGCAACCUGAGCUCACAACGCAAAUACAGACACACACAGACACACACACACACACACACACAAAAAAUUGCACGUGAUCAUCUCACCAUUUUUGUGUGCUCCUAUAAGAGAAACUAUUUCUCAGAUGACCCCUUUAACGGGACUUGAGACUCCCAUGUUGUGUGUCCGUGCUGUCUGUUCGACUUUAUUUUACAACCAUGGCCUACAUUGUCUCUCUGAUGUGCAAACUCCUGCUGGCUGUUUGGUCCUCUGUCGAAAGGUGCACUUCUGCCAUCUUUUGGUUAAAAAAAAAAGGGGGGGGGACUACAAGAUCAUAGCCUAGGAUUCGACUAUGGAAUUAUUUUAUAAACGUGGUGGAUGAUUUAACUGAAGUCAUGAAAACAGACGUUGGUAUGUGUAUGGUUGUUGCAUUCAUUCAGAUUCCUGGAAUAUGUCUUCAAAAGAAGAGCAUACUAUUAUUUCCCCCCCCCAAAAUAUCUACAAACAUUGUCACCAUACGUCACCCUUUCCAAAAGGUUUCACGGAGAAUUGGGCCAUCGUUAUGGAGUCAGAACCUUCAACACAAUUGUGGCAUUCUUGACAAAUUCAUGAUUUUCCAGUGCUCGAGGGCUCUCUUCGCAUGCAAACACUUUUCUAUUCUAAUCUUUUUCUAACUGCUCAGUUAUAACUCCUAGGUUCUGGAUCUGUUGUAAAAGCUAUUUUUCUAAUCAAAUUCUGAGUAGCUUAGCUCUGUCCUGUUCAUACGUCCACUUCUGCAGUCCUGCAUGGUCCUCUGCAGAACUGGAGCAGGCCUGUCUCUCCACCUCCUACUCUGUCCCCCUGAUGAAGGAAAAUAAUAAACCCUAACACUCAAAAGCGUCCCCAAUAUUUUUACUUUCUCACUCUGGAGAUUGUCUGUUUCUCUCUAUAUUAUUUUGUUUUUUUUCAGUCAUGUUAAAACUCUGCAUUGUUAGAGACUUUUGCUUGAAUAGACGAGAGGGUUUCCAAGCUUGUACUGCUGCGGAAUAUCAAAAUAUUCCCGUCUAUAUGAUCCUGGCUGCUUCAUAUGCAUAAGGACCACAAGGCUUAUGUGAUCUCUGGCCCUGCUCAGCGGUCUGGAUGUGGACCUGCAGACUCCCCCCCCCCCCACACACACACAUACACACGUCUGCUUUGGCUCUCUACAGCUGACCCUUUCCCUCCCUCCACGUCUGACCUCCCCUUCCCAGCCAUGGCAAAACGUGUGUGUCUACGCUUAUUGGGUCUACGCUUAUUGGGUCUACGCUUAUUGGUCUUCCUUUUGCUUUUGUUUUCCUUCCUUUAAUUUCUCAAUGUGAUGUAACUGUUUUAAAGUGAGCAACAAUCUGAAUAAACUUUUUUUUUUCUG